AAAAAAAGUUAGGGAGAGGAAAAUAGAGAAUGCUGAAGAUUGUGGAUCUUUGACAAAACAUAUCAACAGCAAAAAUACAAAGAGAGCUUUGAUGGAAGUAGUGGGCUGUUGAUAGAGAGAGCAUCUUUCAUCCUUGUUGGCCAAUCAGGUCAGCAAAAACUCGAUGAUUAACCCUUCUUAGGUCCAGAUUCUGGUUCACCAUCUGCCCUUCAGACAAAUCGUGCUGAGAGUGUGGGCUCUGAGCUUGUACCUGCAGGCUUUCCAACAGUGGGGCUGAUUAGCCAUCAGACUCUUGAUUGAACUGUAUUGAGAGUAAGUCUGCCACCCCUCACAGCCCCAUACCGGAACCUUUUCUCGGCCCAGCCUGACAAGGCUUGUGUGUGUUUAUGUAAAAUCUUCACACAAAGACGAUCCAGCGUGAGGUCAGAUCUGUCAACAAGCAAUGAGAGCUUCUUAUCAAAGUCAAAUGGCAGUGGGAGCAUCUUAGCUGCAAACAAGGAAACUUUUAGGAGCCAAAGUCCAAAUAAAGAGGACACCAGGCAUCCAGAACCUGAGAAGCAAAACAGUAGAGGACAAACAGAAAGUUCCAACAGAAAGAGCCAAAUUAGGAAUUUAGAGUAUAUUGGAAGGACUGAGACCUUGAAACUUUCACAUCAGAGAGCAGUUGGGAUAACCAUGCAUCCGAUUCAUCAGCGGGAAGCCAAGUAGAAUCAGAGGAUACUGGGAAGUGUCAAGAGUCAGGUUGCAGUGGGAGGAAUCAGGAGAAAUCUGAGCACAGUGGAAAGAGUCAAACAGGGACAGGGAACAGUGAGACUCCAGAGGAACCAAAAACAAGUGACUAAGAUACAUCAAAGAGUCCAAGCGUCCAAGCCUCUGAUCUCUCCAACACUCCAACAGACCAAGAGGACACUUCUGAUACAUGCCGGUCCAUAGAUUCACAGGUUGAACAUACUUCUCUAAAGAGAGCUCACAUUGUCGCAACAUAGUCGGUCAGCCCUUUAAUCUUCCUCCACACACGCUCUCUGCCCCCUCUCACCCCUGCCAUGCCCACCCUACCUGAGGAAGAGGAGGACUCUCCAGAAGAGCUCGAGAGUACGUCCAGCUCACCCUCCAGUUAUGCACCAGUUGAAAGCAAGGUGGUAACUGUAACCAUGACUCCACCAGCCAUUGUACUUCAAAGACAAGUCAGCAAGCAGGAGCCCUGUCCUCUAGAGAAAGCAAGACCACAUAGCCCUAGACCUCGCCUCUCCCGAAACUCUGCAUCCUUGAAUCCAAUCACCACAUUGGAUGAUGAGGGACACGUAAUCGAUCUGGUCAAGGAUCAGCUUCCUGAGCUGCAGUUAUCUGCAGAGGACCGUCAGAAGAAUCUAGAGCUGCUAGAGGAGGCCAAGAAAGUCAGCGAUCGCUUCCUGCAACGUAGGGGCAGACGAUCCACCUGCAGUCUUACUGAGUCUCCUACAGCCCUCUCACCAAACCCAACGCCAUGCUCCUCCCCCAUCCCAUCCAGAAGCAGUUCCCUCUCUGCACCGCUAGGUCCUGAGGUCACCACAACUCCUCCUGCAAGUCCCCAAGUCCCCCACACAACUCAGCGUUUGCAGGUGCCUUCAACCCAUGACCAUGGGGACACAAGUAAACUAGAACAGCAGAGCUUUACGAGACUCGUAGAGUGGAUGCCCAGUGACAAGCGAAAGGUGUCCUCUGGUACUUUAAGCCCGCGAUAUGCCACCGCUGUACCAGCCAGAGAGCCCACUGUGGUUCAGAAGGAGAACCCAGUCCAUCAGGGAAAGAACUCUGAACACACAGCCCAGAAAAAAGAGGAGACUCCUGGCUGUGGCAUCAAUCAACCGCCAGCUACAGGGGUAGCCAAACCCGUCCCCCGGCCACCCACUCAACAAGCCCCAUGUACGGCCGAAAUCAAAACAAUAGGAGCUUUCCCACCUCUAAUGAGAGCCGUCUCCUGGGACACAGUGGGCUCCAUGAACAUGAAGAAUGCAGCUCCCAAAGGAGAGGAGUGUCUCUCAUUCCCUGACAAUUCAAGGGAGUCGCUAUUUAAGUCCCCCGGGUACAAGGACUUCCCUGUGCUACCCGGGAACGUUCAGAAAUUGUCCAAAUUGCGUGAGGAGCACAAGCUGAUACGCAUCCAAAGUAUCUCGAGUUCAAAGCUUCCUGACCUGAGUGAAGCAGCUGAGCAGGAGCGAGGUCCACCCUCUCUACUCACAAGUUCUCCUAGUGAAGAAGAGAUGAAAGAAAAAGCUGACGCUAUGCCCAACAUUUCAGACAUCAUGCUUCACAAACUUAAACCGCACAGAGGUUUAUCUGGCUGUGCACCUCCGCUCUCAGAGAAGGAAGCUGAGAACACCUUUGUGCAGCUGUCACUGGCAUUUCGCAACGACAAUUACACGUUGGAGUCGCGGCUGAAACAGGCAGAAAGAGAGCGCAUCCUGACUGAGGAAAACACGGAGAAGGAACUGGAAGAGUUUAAAUGCUCUCUAAAGAACACUUCGUCACUGUGGCUGAAUGUCGAGCAGAGGGAGUUUUACCAGCACCUCAUAGAGACGGUCACUGUCUUACAUUGCCUGACCAACCGCCUCUCCAGCAGGGCUGAAAUGGUGGGAGCUGUCCGACAGGAGAAGAGAAUGAACAAGGCCACUGAGGUGAUGAUGCAGUAUGUUGAAAAUCUGAAGAGGACAUAUGAGAAGGACCACGCGGAGCUGAUGGAGUUCAAGAAGCUUGCCAACCAAAACUCCAACCGCUGCUAUGGGGGCUCAGUGGACACCGGAGAUGAUGGCGUUCCACGUGCAUCAAGAUCCAUGUCUCUGCAAAUGGGAAAGGCCUUGCCCAGACGACGAGUCAGUGUGGCUGUUGUUCCCAAGUUUAAUCUAUUGAACAUCCCCGGGCAGACUUCAGCCACCGCUGGCCCAGUCGGUGCACUUCCUGUGGUGUGUGAGGCUGGCACAAUUAAGAAUGGCAGUUCCACAGACCCCAAUCAACAAGAUGUGCUUGAGAAACCCAGUGAAAAUCCUCUGACGGAGCAGGAAAGUGAAACCAUGUCAAACAAACUUCUCUGCAGUCCAGAGAAGAUCAGUGAAGAGAUCAGAGCCAAGAUUGAAGAAGCAGCGUAUAACAGAGGAUACCAAGAAGGACUUAAAAGGAGUAAAGAACUUCAGGAACUUAAGGAGGAGGAAGAGAAAGCAGAAGAGAAGCAGAAGGAUUUUGAGGAGGAAAUACGAGGAAAUGCUGAUAAAGACAGGAAAACGAAUAGCAGGUUUGAGGAGGCACUGGAGAUCCUUGAUCGAAUAUUCCCAAAGUUCUUCAGAAGAAACCGAAUGCUUUGGAUCAUCCUCACUUUAUUCUUUGUUUCAUUCGUGUUUGUCAGCGUCAUAAACUUCUUUAGUAACCGCUAUAGUGACAGUGGCGACACAUCUGCAGAGAAGUCUGCCCUCGCAGGCAAGAAAAAGUUUUUUGGACUGAAUGUAGGGCCUAAGACCCCAGCCCCCGAAUGACAUGAUUCAUUCUCAUUGUCAUGGAGAGACGGAUCAAGGGAACUGAACAAACACCUUGGUUUGGCUACGAUGGCGUCAUUUUUCUUUAUCAUUAAACACAAUGUUGUUUCUGUGAGUCUUUCACUCUGCAUUUAGGAAAUAGCAGAAUUGUUUGUCAUUGUUUUGGGACCAAGUGUACUUAUUAUAAAUUUAGUUUACAAUGCAAAUCAUCUAUUUAAGGGUAAGUUGGGAUUUUGUUUUUGGGAAACAAACAUUUUAUGAGACAAAUGUCACAUUUGAUAGAGGUAUAUAAUUAUACCACUCAAACCUUCUUAUUAAACUUCUCAGGUUUUGUGAAAUAUAUAUUUGAAAUAUUACAUACAAUAUUAUAAACAACGUUUGGUAAAGGAUGUUUUAAAGUUUUUGCAGUUGUCUAUGUUGUUUAUUUAAAUUGACAUUCCAAGGUAGAUCCUGAAGUGCAAUAUUAGUUGCAGCUGUUAGUUGAAUGAGGUGUGUUGGGGUGUGCCUUUAGAGCACUGAUUUUAAUCGUACUGAAUUUUUCACAAGUUUAAAGAGCACUUUUAACUAGCAUGACUAAAUUCAUAUUUGCACAUGUGGGCUUGUGUUUACUGUUGUGCCACUUCGCCUUUUAAUAAAGGUGUUUAAAAAACAGACGUGGUUAUUUCCAGAGUACACGUGGUAUCUACUGUUCACAGUUUUCACAAUAAAGCAGUGAAUCUGAUGUAAUGUUGGGUCAUAUUUCAACCCAUAUUUAAAAGAAACAAAUUAUAUUUUGAAUUUAAAACUGAAGCCUAUCAUUAAAGGAAUAUUCCUAGUCCAAUACAUGUUAAGCUCAAUAACAGCAUUUGAGGCAUAAUGUUGAUUACCACCAAAAAUUGUUUUUUGACAUCCAUCCAUCCUUUUCUUUUUUUUUUUUUUUCUUCCCAAUUUGGAAUUCCCAAAGUCCUCGUGGUGGUGUAGUGACUCGCCUCAAUCUGGGUGGCAGAGGAUGAAUCUCAGUUGCCUCCAUGUCUGAGACAGUCAAUCUGCGCAUCUUAUCACAUGGCUUGUUGAGCACGUUACCGCGGAGACAUAGCGCAUGUGGAGGCUUCACACUAUCCAUGCAUCCACACACAAGUCACCACGCUUACCCCUCUACCCUCCCUAGCAACCGGGCCAAUUUGGUUGCUUAGGAGACCUGGCUGGAGUCACUCAGCAUGCCCUGGAUUCGAACUUCCGACACCAGGGGUGGUAGUCAGCGUCUUUACUCGCUGAGCUACCCAGGCCACGACAUCCAUCCUUUUCUUUAAAAAAAAGGCAAAAAUCUGGGUUACAGUGAGGCACUUACAAUGGAAGUGAAUGGGGCCAAUCUGUAAACAUUAAAAUACUCACUGUUUCAAAAGUGUAGCCACAAGACGUAAACAAAAUGCGUGUUAACAUGAUUUUAGUGUGAUAAAAAUAGCUUACUAACCUUUUCUGUGUAAAGUUAUAGCCAAUUUUAAAACUUUGUUGCCAUAAUGAUGCGACGACAUAAAACCUAAAACCCUAAAUCACCAUAAAACCAACAAUUCAAGCAACUUUACAGUUCAAAUAAUACAUAAGUUUUAACUGAAUAAUAAUGUUUUCAUAAAAUGAGAAACUUUGCAUUUCUGCCUUUAAACCCUCCAAAAAUUGGCCCCAUUCACUUCCAUUGUAAAUGCCUCACUGUAUGCUCGAUAUUUAAUCUUUUGUUUUUUUUUAAAUAAAAGGAGGAACAAGUCUAAAAAAAAAAUUGUGGUAAUCGACAUAGUCACAAAUGCUGUUAAUUGAGCUUAACCUGGAAUAUUCCUUUAAGAUUUUUUACAUUGUGACAUUAUUUUUAUGACAAUUAAGCACAUUUCCCCCAAAAUUCUCAUUACUGUAAUGUGU
Molecule: messenger RNA, 5390 nt
Organism: Myxocyprinus asiaticus (Chinese sucker)
Lineage: Eukaryota; Metazoa; Chordata; Actinopteri; Cypriniformes; Catostomidae
Product: inositol 1,4,5-triphosphate receptor associated 1-like
Exons: 25
Coding region: 1044-3503 (819 amino acids)
Source: RefSeq, a predicted model, not a curated record